Messenger RNA from Cutaneotrichosporon cavernicola, 1296 nucleotides. RefSeq lists its product as uncharacterized. The transcript has 4 exons. The record is from RefSeq and is a predicted model, not a curated record. The coding region runs from base 1 to 1296 and encodes 431 amino acids. Lineage: Eukaryota; Fungi; Basidiomycota; Tremellomycetes; Trichosporonales; Trichosporonaceae.
AUGCCGCGCCGCGCGGCCAUUUCCAAAACCUCUAGCGCAAAGGCCAAGCGCGAGAUUCGGGCGAGGCAGAAGGCUGCCGUCUCCAAAUCCAAAUCCAAAUCCAAAGCAAAGGCAAAGGCGGAAGAGAGCGAUUUGGAUGAGCCAACUGGCUUGACAAGUGACGAGUCGAGCUCGUCCGAACUGUCAGACGCGUCCGACUUUGAGCCGGAAGGUGACGAGGAGGAGGAGGAGGAGGAGGAGGUGGAGGUGAUCUCGGUCAGCUCUGGGAGCGAGGACGAGCCGCCACGCAAGAAACCCCGUUCCGGCGCGUCCAAGAAGCAAGUGAAGCGGCCCGCCACUAAGGCAAGCGCGGCGAGCGGCAAGGACGGAGGCGCAGACGCAGACCAAAGAUGGAUGAAAAGCGACAAGGUGCGGGGAACAGCCGACGCUGGCGGAAUUGCCAUCAGGGUCGUGAAUGGCAAACGCAUCACCGCUCUCAAUGAAGAGCUGUCGGACGACGACGACGUCGACCUCGAAGAUUGGCAGCAAGUCGUGGGCCGGAUCUAUCCCGCUCCGAGGACUGGGCGAGUACCUGCCGGGCGUAUAUCGAACAACACGCUCUUGUUCCUCAAGGCGCUUAUGAAUCCCACCAACAAUGACCGCGACUGGUUCCGGUGGCAUGAGCCUGCGUUCAGGCAGGCUGAGAAGGAGUUUCGGGACUUUGUCGAUGUGUUGCAGGAACGUAUGGCCGAGGUCGAUGAGGAAGUGCCCGUCCUCCCAGCAAAGGAUAUCUGUCACCGCAUCUACCGCGACGUGCGCUUCACAUCCGAUAAGACGCCGUACAAGUGCAAUUUCGCAUUCACCACUUCUCGCGGAGGACGCAAGGGCAUCUGGGCAAAGUAUCACGUCUACAUCGAGCCCGGAUACAGUAUCAUGGCAUGCGGUCUCUGGCAGCCCGACAAGACGCUAUUACAGCGCCUGCGCGACCGGAUCCUAGGCAGUCCCGGACCUGGUCCGUUGCAGGAUGCGAUAUCAAGUCCAGAGUUUGUCGCGCUCUUUGGGCCAGCCGAGCCGGAUAAAGUUAAAGGCAAGAGACAGAAUGUGUUUGGACACGACGACGAGCUCAAGAUGGCGCCAAAGGGAAUCGACAAGAAUCAUCCUCUGAUCCAUCUGCUGAGGUUACGCACUAUCGCUGUUGUCAAGCACUUUACAGACGAUCAAGUCCUCGACCCCGGGUUUAGGAAUACACUCGUCGACGUCGUGAGGGUCAUGGCGCCGUUUGUGCACACGCUCAACGACUACAUUGCCCCGUUGUAA